Dunckerocampus dactyliophorus (ringed pipefish) is the source of this 6146-nucleotide messenger RNA. RefSeq names its product MYC-associated zinc finger protein b (purine-binding transcription factor) (gene mazb). The transcript is spliced from 7 exons. The record is from RefSeq and is a predicted model, not a curated record. Gene Ontology annotation, cellular component: nucleus. Lineage: Eukaryota; Metazoa; Chordata; Actinopteri; Syngnathiformes; Syngnathidae. Gene Ontology annotation, molecular function: DNA-binding transcription activator activity, RNA polymerase II-specific; RNA polymerase II cis-regulatory region sequence-specific DNA binding. Gene Ontology annotation, biological process: regulation of transcription by RNA polymerase II. The coding region runs from base 1029 to 2195 and encodes 388 amino acids.
AUCCGACUCUGACAUCAUUAUUGCAGGCAGACUGGGAGGCUCGAUGUGCACCGCCCUUUAAGGCUCGUCGUCCGCGGCUCGGUCGUUGAUGAAAAGUCGCGGUGCUGGUUCCGGUGCAGGUUCUGCGACGCAGGGGGGAGUCGAGCCACGAUCCGAUCCAGCUGGCAUGGAGGAGAAAAACAAACCGUGAGUGUAUUUUUCGUCGGCCGACACGCCUGGACAGGACGGAAGGACGGGGGGAGGAGGAGGCCAGGACUCAGGCCGCGGGAGACGGAAGUGAGAGGGGGUUGCUCCGAAGAGGAAGCCCUAUCCCUUUAAAAGCAAGUGGGACAUAGCGGUGCGAGAAAAAGGAGAGGAGGGGGAGAAGAACGAGGAAUUAAAAAAGAAAAGGAAGAAAGAGACAGGGAGGGCGGAGGGAGUAGCGGGCGAUAAAAAAAGAAAGAUGACAUCCUCUCAGCUCAGCGGCCGAGGUGGAGCGACGGGCCGCGGCCCGGCGAGAGCGCCGCUCGCCCGGGUCGGGGCUUGACUCCGACAACGAGGCUUCGACAAACAACCGAGUGGCCUAAUCGGAGGAACUCGGAAACAUAGAUUGACUCAUUAAAAAACAAAGCAUGACGUGUUUUAUAACCCAUAUUUGCUCUCCCGUGGGGGGGAAAUGACUUUUACUUCACUUGUGUAGUGAUUUUUACCGUUUAUCUCGAGAGUAAGCAGGUUAUUGUUGCAUUAAUCCAAGCUAGAAGUUAAAGCAGAGCCAUUGAAGGUAAAGGUACCGGCCUGUGUGGGGUUUGUGCGGCGGACUUUCGCUCACUGCUGCGCCCAUUUGGCUUACAUCAUGCCAACUCCGUGACAUCAGCAUCUUGACACGUCACAUUUAUAUUAUUUUCAAACAAUCCCGCCAAUUUUUGUUUUUAACAUCGGGUGUGGCAACUCAAGCUUUUUUUGGAGGGGCCCAUCCAAGGUAUGCGAAGGCUGUUGUUGUUCUCAACCAUAAGCUAGCGACUUUAUAGCCUCCAUCUCAGUGCUGCAAAAUGGAUGCUGCUUGGAGCAAUUUCCUCUUCCAGGUAGGCUUGAAUACUCCCACCCAAAACCAAGCGGAGGGGAGCCUCCAAUCGGAGCUCAUGUCAGUGCACACAAGCUCUCCCCAAACCCCACCCACUGAGCACAUAGAUCAGCCUCCCUCCACCGUGGACACCACUGCCCUCAGCGAGGAACCCCUGCCCGGUGAGGCCCGUGGAUCUGAUGCACACCCAGCGGCUACUUCAUUAGUGAAGCCCGUGUCCCGGCCAGCCCGCGUGCCCCACGUCUGUGCCAUUUGCAACAAGCAGUUCAAGAACAACUACAACCUGCGGCGGCACCAGUCGGUCCACACAGGGCGGCCUGCCAAUCAGAACCCCACCCCGGUGAGGAAGAACCAUGCGUGCGAGACGUGCGGCAAAGCCUUCCGCGAUGUUUACCACCUCAACCGUCACCGCCUGUCCCACUCGGACGAGAAGCCCUUCUCGUGUCCCAUCUGCCAGCAGCGCUUCAAGAGGAAGGACCGAAUGAGUCACCACGUGCGCUCCCACCAGGGCGGCGUGGAGAAGCCCUAUAUCUGCCCGCACUGCAGCAAAGCUUUCUCAAGGCCCGACCAUCUCAACAGUCAUGUGCGGCAGGUGCACUCUUCGGAGCGUCCCUUUAAAUGCCCAACAUGCGAGUCCAGCUUUGCCACAAAGGAUCGUUUGCGUGCCCAUAUGAUUCGCCAUGAGGAAAAGGUCCCUUGUCACAUCUGUGGCAAGCUCCUGUCAGCCGCUUACAUCACCGAUCACAUGAGGGUGCACAACCAGUCUCAGCACCACAUCUGCCACCUAUGUAACCGCAGCUUCACCACGCUGACAUACCUCCGCGUGCACGCCCAGAAGCACCACGGACAAGAGUGGAAGGACAGCCCAGGGGGUUUCGGCGGCACGACCACCGGCGGCGUCCUCGUCUGCCACCUAUGCGGCAUCCACUGCAAGACGCCUACCCAGCUCCAGGGUCACAUGGGUACCCACAGUGCCAGCCAGGAUGCCCAGAGCUCCGCCACCUCUAACGUCGCCGCCAGCAGCUCCCUCAGCACCAUGGUGACGGCGCCCACUGUGUACGUGACGGGUGGCACUGUGGUGGACCUGCUGGUCACAGACUGUUCUAGCAUUGCGGCGCCACAGUCGCAGAGUUAGCGAUAGCCAGCAGCAGCAAUAACCUCAGUCCUUUAAACGGGAGAGGGCAAGGUAAGAGAAGUGAUGCGUAGAUGCUGAUCUGUUUAUUUGGAAAAUCAGAAAAAAGUCACAAUAACACGGACAUGUCAUCUUAGUACCAUACUGUAAAUCUGGGGUGUCCAAAGUGCAGCCUGCGGGGUUAUUUUUGGCCCACAGCUUGUUUUUUUUAAUUUUUUUAUUUUUUUAUUGGCCUUGGCAUAUUCAAAAAAAUUUAUUAAUGAAUAAUUAUUACACUAAUAAUGCUUUGUUUUUUUUUUCAACUUCAACAUGCUACUACAGUACAGGCCAAAAGUUUGGACACACACAACACAACUGAUGGUCCAACCUCAUAAAUAAGGCAAGAAAUUCGACUAAGUAAUCCUGACAAGGCACACCUGUGAAGUGAAAACCAUUCCAGGUGACUACCUCAUGAAGCUCGUUGAAAGAACAGCAAGGGUUUGCAGCGCCACCAAAAAAGCUACUUUGACGAAUUUAAAAUAUGAGACAUAUUUAGACUUAUUUCACACUUUUUUGUUAAGUACAUAAUUCCACGUGUUCAUUUAUAGUUUUCAUACCUUCAGUGAAAGUCUACAAUGUAAAUUGUCAUGAAAAUAAAGAAAACGUGGUCUGUCCAAACGUUUGGCCUGUACUGUAUGCUGUCAAUGUUUUCUUUAAACAUCUCAACAACCUACAAUUAAUUGGUUUUAGCAUUUAGCAUGGCAAAUAAUAUCAAAGUGCCCGCCCAAAGUGCCCCCCCCCCCCAGAAAAAAACUACAUCAGGAGGUUGCCUGCAGCCACAACUGUUAAUACGAGUGUUUUAUGACCACGUGCUGCGACACCGGUGGUUAUUUGAUGUGGUUAGCUGAAUGAAGACUGUUGGAGCAUUUUCGGUACUCAAACGUGCUAACAGCUGUGUCUUAAUGGUGUCUACUCUAUUUACUCCCCUGUCCUGUGCCCUAACACCUUCACCCCCCACCCAGCAUUCACACCAGCGCUAAUCAUACCUCUUUUUUGCAGCUCACUGACUACGACUAUUUAGUGCUUGUGUUCAUGAAUGACAACUCUGAAAAAAGUAAACAAAAAAAUUAGAAGGGAAGCUGUGUAGGCGAGCCGGCACUUCUGUUAGCAUGUUAAAACAAAUUGUAUGAUUUAUUUUUUAUUUUUUCCACUAGUUUAGUCAUCUAAGAUCAGGACGCAAGUAUUGUAGGAGGUACUUCUUGGUAGAAAAGGUACAGAGUGACAAGCACCUUAUAAUGUUGUCAUUGUUUGGGUUUCUUGUUUGAAAAGUCUUCCUCUCUGGGUUUGGCCAAAAAAAGAACUUUUGACACCAGGAAGAAAAAAAAAAACCUUUUGCAUGAAAAUAAGAUAGCUCAGCUUGUCAAAAUGAACUUUUAAGUGGUUUCACUAGCUGUACAACAAUAAUACGUGCGGAUUUUCUUGAAAAAAAAAAACAACUUUGUUGGCCAUUCAUUUGAUUGUAACCGUCAUUGCCAUAGUAGUUUUUUUGUUGUUUUGUUUUCUCUACCUGUCCGUUUAAGUGAGUGAAACUUACACGUUAGAUUUAGUAUAUAGAGCACCUAACAUGAUCAUCUUUUUAACAUGGGGACUUGUGUUGCUGAGAAAGGGCUUUAAAGUCAAGCGCCACAGGAAGUUGAUGCUGUAAACAAUUCCUAGUUUUGUACCCGAGUGCUUUGUGUGAAUAUCUUAAAAUGUUUUUUUAAUUUUAUUUUAUUUUUUUUUUUAAUAAUAUUCUUCCUUCCUGUUGAGAAAAUGUACUAAAACAUUCAUUUUAAGAUUUUCUUCCAUUUACACUAAAAGAAAAACAAUACCUCUAGAAAUGUGUACGGCUCUUGUGAUAUACAUCUUAAUGCCUUAUCGUACUCAACUGCAUUUUAAUUCGUUUAUGAUGAUCACAUCUUAGUCAUAGAUUCAUUCAAUAUUAAUGGGAUGUAUUUAUAUUUAUAUUUUUAUAUCUCAACAGUAUGCAUGUACAAAAAGGUUAGAGCAAAAACAAAACAAAAAAAUCAAUACCUGAUGCUUAUUACAGUCUUAAGUAUUAUGUUAUUUUGUAGAAGAGGUAGAGCUCAUGUUAUUAUUUUGUAAUUUCGACAAUUUUAAGUAAAAUUGGUAAACAUGCACUGGUGUUGUGUUUUGAUUCUAUCUCAUGUAGGGAUUGAAAAUACAUUUUGCGUAUACGGUAUUUCCAAACAACCAGACAGGUGAUCACAACACACAGUAUACGAUUAAUUCCUGAGGUGAAAGUACGCCCCUUCGUGGCUGUGAGUGGCAAAUUGAUGACGUCAGGGCAAUGUGAUAAGAUUCUUUAUUAGUGAGUGCACUGCCAACGUCACUGGUUUUCUAUCCAUAAUCUUGCCUUAAUCCCGUCUUUAAUCUUCUUGUGGAAAAAGUCCAAUAUUUUGAAAAGCAAUAAGUGUUUGGAUUGGGUGGGGCAAUACGUCGUCCACCCUGAAAACUAAGAUGCGACAUUUUGAUCUAAGUAAAUGUAAUAAGUAUAAGUAAUAAGUAAGUUGUGCCUUUAAGAGGAGUGGAAGAAUACCCAAUGAAAAAAUCUUGUUAUUAGUAAUAGUACUAUUUUUAGCAUUUUUAAAUAUUUUUGUUAUUUAUUGCAUUGUACAGUAAUUUGAUUGUUGUUCCUGUUUUUUUUAACUGCAUGGAUUUAUUUAUUCUAUUUAUAUCACAACCAUUAUCACAUUUAAUAGAAACAUAAGGAGAAUCAUAUAUAUGUACAUAUUCAUAUAUGUAUAUACACACACAAGGAGAACUUCCAGGAGUACAUUAUUAAUAGGGAAGCAUCAGAACUUUGUGUUGAAUUUUAAUAUUUGAUUUAUUGCACUGUAAACUUGUUGCACCUUAUUAGACUGUAAAAUUAUUAUAUCAUUUCAUAAAUUAUUCCAUUUAAAUAUAUUUUUAAAAUUAAAUAAGGAAUCAUAAAAAUCACUUUUUAAAAAUUUUGACUUUUAUACGUUUCACACGAGUAAAACGUAUGCUGCACAUUUUUCUUCCAUCUUAAGCUUUCUGUUUCGAGUGCAACCCUGAUUGUAUUUAAAAGAAAUAUAACACGAUAAAAACUGAAAAUAAACUGCAAAAAUAAUGUACAGAAAAAACUAAAAACAUCUAGGAACUGGAUUCACAAAGUGGGGUUCGCGUACCCCCAGGGGUACGCCAAUUGUCAUGAGGGUACGUCAAUACAAAUUAGAAACAAUUAGCGCCUAACUCUCACAAUUACGAGCGCACAUGAACGCCUCAUGGCACAGAGCGCACAAUCACAGCAGAAAGACGGAAGGCGACAUUGCAUGAAGUUCUUCACUGCUCUGUGUGACUUAUAUGAAUAAAUAAGUUUGAUGAUUAUGUUGCAUAUUAAGAGUGUUUCAUCUUGAAGGUGUAAUUUAUAUUGGUGUUCCAAUCCCUGCACUGUGAAAACCUCCCAAUCAAUGUAUGUGUGUGUCAGGAUGACAGAGUGGCGAAUCCCCUGAAAAUGAGGCUUUGCCGCUGCUUGUAUGUUUUUUGUACUUUAGAUACUGCUUGAUCAUGUUUGUUAAACCCUCCCUUUCAAUUUGGUAUUAAAUUAAUACGCAGACUUAAAUCACAGCGAUUGCAAGUGGACAAAAGUGAAGUUCAAGUUCAACCCAUUCAAACGGAAGGACCAAUGCUUUGAUACUUUAGAGAAAUUCACAUCUUAUCUAUUUAUCAGUGCUCAUGUAAAACUUUUAUCAAAAUUUGACCAUGCAAAAUGCAACCAGAAUUACUAACUAUAAAAUUGAUAAACCAAUUAAUCAUGCUUAAUAUUUCAGUGUAAUGAAAUGUAACAAUGGUUUGUUUUUUUUUAAGUGUGCAGGAGUUGGGCGUGCAUGGCUUCAAGUCAAAUGUCUGAAGGGGUACGUGACUUUGACAAGUUUGGGAAGCACUGAUUUA